CGUUGUUGGUGCGCUGCCAGUGUCUGCGGUUCAGUUUCCGAAGUUAUCAUUCUAUUUUUUGCGCUUCUGUUUUUAUCGAAUCCAGCUUUCCCCCGUCGUGUUUUGCGCAAGUUCAGUGCCAUUGGGCUCUAGAGGGAAAAAACACAUCACUGGACUAUUUAUCCAUUUCCCCCUCUCCAAACUCAAGAAAAUCUGUGAUAUGGGUACCACUGAGGAAUAUGGAUACAUGCAGUUUGACUACUAUGAUGACAAUGACACUAUGUGCGAUUACUCGGAAUGGGAGCCCUCUUAUUCUCUCAUCCCCGUUCUCUACAUGCUCAUCUUCAUCCUGGGGCUGUCGGGCAACGGCGUGGUCAUCUUCACUGUGUGGAGGUCCAAGUCCAAGCGCCGGGCGGCUGAUGUCUACAUAGGCAACCUGGCCCUGGCUGACCUGACCUUCGUGGUCACCCUGCCCCUGUGGGCAGUCUACACAGCACUGGGAUACCACUGGCCCUUUGGUGCAGCCCUGUGCAAAAUCAGCAGCUAUGUGGUGCUGGUCAACAUGUACGCCAGCGUCUUCUGCCUCACCUGCUUGAGUUUUGACCGCUACCUGGCCAUCGUUCACUCGCUGUCCAGCAGCCGGCUGAGGUCCAGGGGCACCAUGCUGGCCUCCCUGGGUGCCAUCUGGCUGCUCUCAGGCGUGCUGGCCGUGCCCACGCUCCUCUUCCGCACCACUGUGGAUGACCUCAACAGCAACCGCACCACGUGCGCCAUGGACUUCAGCAUGGUGACGCCGAGCCAGCAGCACGAGUGGCUGUGGAUCGCCGGGCUCAGCCUCUCCUCCUCCGCCCUGGGCUUCCUGCUGCCCUUCCUGGCCAUGACCGUCUUCUACUGCUUCAUCGGCUGCACCGUCACCCGCCACUUCAACAACCUGCGCAAGGAGGACCAGAAGAAGAAGAGGCUGCUGAAGAUCAUCACCACCCUGGUGGUGGUCUUUGCCAUCUGCUGGACGCCCUUCCACGUGCUGAAGAGCAUGGAUGCCCUGUCCUACCUGGACCUGGCCCCCAACACCUGCGGCUUCCUACGCUUCCUCCUGCUGGCCCACCCCUACGCCACCUGCCUGGCCUAUGUCAACAGCUGCCUCAACCCCUUCCUCUAUGCCUUCUUCGACCUGCGCUUCCGCUCCCAGUGCCUCUGCCUGCUCAACCUGAAGAAGGCCAUGCACGGCCAGAUGAGCUCCAUGUCCUCCACCCUCAGCGCUCAGACGCAGAAGUCCGAGGUGCAGUCGCUGGCCACCAAAGUGUGAGGGAGAGGCAGCCCCUGCCUGCGAUAAACUCUCCUGGUAUAUCAAGGACUUUUCAUGACCCCCCACUUUUAAAGACAUUUUUUUGUGUUUGUUUGUGGCGAUGAGGGGGGGAAAAGGAACGCCAGAGAACUGUGGUGAAGUGAAAAGGAGAUAGAGUUGCAUUUCAGUAGAUAUGAGUGCACAUCUCCCACUAACAACGCAGCUGAUGAUACUGGAGGGGGAAAGUGGGACUGUGGGGGUGGGCGGGGAGGAGGGUACCCUGUGCCAGUAACUGUGUUUUUGUUCAGUAACUUACAGACGCUCAGUGCUCAGACACUCUGGGACAAUCCUUUUUCUCCUUAAGUUCCACAGUUGGGGUCAGCUGGCUGAACCCACCGCUGCUGGUAUCUCCAUACCUUUUUGACAGAGGUAAAGCAUAUAUAUCUUUUUUUUAAGGAAGAAAAGAUCUUUCUUUUUUCUUUGCUUUGUUCUUCAGGUGUUCUACGAGCACUGCAGGGGGGUAGGGGAGUGGAGCCCUGGUCAUGGGGGAACGGGGGGGUUUUGCAAUGUGUGAGCAUGUACCCCCCCCCCCCCCUUACAUUCUAAUUACACUGGUAAAAAAAUGUACAGUAUUUUCAUACUUUCUCUCUCAUGUUGUAUGUGUCAGGUUUGUUUUUUUAGCACUUGUAUAAAGAUUAAAAAUGUAUGGGGCAGUGGGAGGCCUGGGAACCUAUUCCUCCACUCUUGCUUGUUUGUGUUAGUCAGGGGAAGAGCUUAGGGCUGUGAUGGGGGGUCGCUGGGUGUUGAGGGCAGUGUAAGUCGAGGAAAGGUGUUGUGGCUUAAUUAAAUAGUUUAAAGAGGAGACAGGGGGCAGACAGGCAGAUGGCAGCUGACAAAUGUUUUGUUGG
Conger conger (European conger) is the source of this 2172-nucleotide messenger RNA. RefSeq names its product apelin receptor a (gene aplnra). Gene Ontology annotation, molecular function: G protein-coupled receptor activity. The transcript has a single exon. Gene Ontology annotation, biological process: immune response; G protein-coupled receptor signaling pathway. Gene Ontology annotation, cellular component: membrane. The record is from RefSeq and is a predicted model, not a curated record. Lineage: Eukaryota; Metazoa; Chordata; Actinopteri; Anguilliformes; Congridae. Bases 200 to 1285 code for a protein of 361 amino acids.